Molecule: messenger RNA, 3821 nt
Organism: Pipra filicauda (Wire-tailed manakin)
Lineage: Eukaryota; Metazoa; Chordata; Aves; Passeriformes; Pipridae
Gene: HYCC2
Product: family with sequence similarity 126 member B
Exons: 14
Coding region: 389-2152 (587 amino acids)
Biological process (GO): protein localization to plasma membrane; phosphatidylinositol phosphate biosynthetic process
Cellular component (GO): plasma membrane
Source: RefSeq, a predicted model, not a curated record
CUGGCGCGGGUGCGGAGGCUGCGGGGCCGCCGCCCGCCCCGCUGCCACCGGCAGCCCUCCUGCCCCGGCUCGACGAGGCAGGACCCGCGCAGGGACCACCAGCGCCGGCUCGGGCCGAGGGGCUGAGGGGAAGGAGACGCUGACGGGAGAGCGGCCAAUCGGUGCGGCGCUUGUUGCGGGAGGCGUGGCCCAAUGGGCGGGCGCGUUGCUGAGGAGAAGCGGGGAGGCAUCCCGAAAUCCUGGAAGUGCACUGAAAGAAAACGGGGCAGUACUUGAAGGCUUGACAAAUGCAUCCCAAGUUGAAAAACUUCUGCAUUCCUUCUCCUCUUCCUCCUUUAGAAAAUUGACUUCAUUAAAGAGGUAAGAGAGAAGCAAAAGAAGUAAGAAAAUGCUGGGAACAGAACGAGGUGUCGUGGAAGAAUGGCUGUCAGAAUUCAAGGCAUUACCUGAAUCACAAAUCUCCAGCUAUGCAGCUACAUUGCACCGAAAAAAACCACUGGUACCAGCUCUUUAUAAGGUCAUUCAAGACCCAAAUAAUGAGCUCCUGGAGCCUGUUUGCCACCAGCUCUUUGAACUUUAUCGUAGCUCUGAAGUUCGGCUCAAGAGAUUCACGCUGCAGUUUUUGCCAGAGCUGAUCUGGGUAUAUCUGCGUCUCACUGCCAGCAGGGACAGACAGAGUAAUGGUUGCAUUGAAGCAUUGCUGCUUGGCAUUUACAACUUGGAAAUUGCUGACAAAGAUGGAAACAACAAAGUUUUGUCUUUCACCAUCCCUUCGUUAUCUAAACCCUCAAUAUAUCAUGAGCCCUCUACUAUUGGAUCCAUGGCUUUAACUGAAGGAGCACUAAGUCAGCAUGAUCUAAUCAGAGUAGUUUACAGUGAUCUUCAUCCUCAAAGAGAAACCUUCACAGCGCAGAACCGGUUUGAGGUGCUGAGCUUUCUUAUGCUAUGCUACAAUUCUGCUAUUGUCUAUAUGCCUGCUUCUUCUUACCAAUCACUUUGUACGAUGGGUUCCAGGCUGUGUGUGAGUGGAUUUCCACGGCAGCAUGAGAAGCGCUGGAAAGAACCCUGUGGUAGAGUGGUAUUAGACCCUGACUUCAUGGUACAGCUGCUCACAGGUGUCUAUUAUGCCAUAUAUAAUGGUCAGUGGGAACUUGGCCAAGAGGUAUUGGAGGACAUAAUUUACAGAGCACAGCUUGAACUCUACUCACAGCCUCUGCUGGUUGCAAAUGCCAUGAAGAACUCGCUGCCCUUUGACGCUCCUGAUGCAUCGCAAGAAGGCCAGAAGGUACUGAAAGUAGAAGUUACUCCAACAGUGCCGAGGAUUUCUCGGAGUGCGAUUACAACGGCUUCUAUCCGUCGUCAUCGCUGGAGGAGAGAAGAUGGCUUUGACUUCUCAAACGAGGCUGACUCAAGCAUUCCUGGCUCACCGAUCCAACACGGCUCCACAGACCUAGGGAUCAAACGUGAGCAAGAGGGGGAGGUGCUGAUGCGCAGGACCCCUGAGCAUGGCUUCCCGGAGCCCACCUUGGCAGCAGCCACCACAGAGGAUGCUGAAGGUGUAAAUGGAAGAGAGGAGUCUGUGAACCUUAAUGAUGCUGAUGAAGGAUUUUCAUCAGGAGCUUCCCUCAGCAGCCAGCCCGCUGGGACCAAACCUGUAUCCUCUGUAUCGCAGAAGGGCAGCUUAAGGAAAACAGCAAGUGGGCGUUCUUCUAAGGAUAAAGAAACCUCUUCUGCAGCAAAAUCCAAUGAGAGCCCCCGAGAUUCAGUAGCUCGAAAGCAGUACACGCACCAAUCCACUGACCUGGCUGGAGACACAAUCGAGAUGACACCUACUAAGAAACACCUCAGCCUGCCUGCUGGGCAGGUGGUGCCAAAAGCCAACAGCUUGAGCCUGAUCAGGACCGCCAGUGCUUCCUCCAGUAAAUCAUUUGACUAUGUGAAUGGCAGUCAGGCAGGCUCCAGUGUUGGAGCUGGUACAGAGGGUUUUUCCAGUCUGGCAGCUGGCAACACCAAUCGGUUUUCAACUAUCAGCCUACAGGAGGACCGACUAGGCCAAGCUGGGGAAGGUAAAGAUCUCCUUUCCCCAGGAGCUCCCCUAACCAAGCAGUCUCGAUCUCCAAGUUUCAAUAUGCAGCUGAUAUCCCAGGUGUAACUUUGACUCCCUUCCUUAGCACUCCUUCUUUCCCAUUAAUCCCCUGCAAGUUCAUCCUUAGGCAAAACAUGAACCAUCAUCCCACAGUGUUAAAAUACUGACUGUUGUGAUCUUGUUUGAUUUGGUUUAGCUAUCAUACUGUAUUACUGAAACAGCAAUAAUUCUUCCCUCACCUUCAUCCUCCUUCCCCCUUGUAAACAUGGUUGUGAAGCAGUAUAUAAUGUACUGUAUAUGCCUUUUUCCAUGCCUUCCUUUCUCCUUGGGUGAUGUGCAAUCCAUCGUAGGCUGAUCAGUCCCAUUUCAACACUGUGAGACUGGAGACACCGGCGGAAAUGGUGAAUGUGAUCCCUAUGAGAUGAUGCUUUGGCUUUGUUAAGAAAUAGAAACGGGUUUGUUUUCUCGGUCUACAGUACUGCAAAGACUACUGGAUCAUGACUUUUCUUUCUCAGAACCAGGAGUGCCUCAGAGAUUCUAGUGUGACUUUGGACCUCUCUGAGUCUGUGCAAUCAAUUCUGGGGAGGGGAUUGUCAUUGCUGCUCCUGGCUGCCUACAGCACUUUUUUCAUUAAAAUUAGGGUAGUUUUUUCCUGACUGCCCCCAGUCUGUCAUCCCAGAAGCUUUUGAUGUUCAGCAACUGAGACAUGCGUAUUAACAAGCUGUUUUCCCUCGGAGAGAGGAUUCUAAGCUGAUAAUGUAGGUUACAAUGCACUUCUAAUGGCGUUGUAGCCAUUUGUAAUGUUACAUGUCUUCCCCUCCAGGACACAGGGUCAUUCUGCAUUUAGACUAAAAUUUACACAACACCAUGCUGUUAAAGCAAUUUGGUUUGGAAGUGGGAGGAAAACACUACUUUCCCACAAAAUAAUGGCUAUCUCUGCUCCAUUUUUGUUGUUUUUGUUGUGAGGUGCUGAUCACUGAAUUGAAAGGUGUAUUCGGGUAAAGAGUAUUUCUCAGGCUGCUUUCUUUGGUAUCAUGGCUGUUGGGACACCCCCACCUCUUUCAGCUGCUUUCUCAAUGUCCCUGAAUUCAAUCAUGGUGUCAUUUGAGGAAUCCUGCAGUCCAGACAGACCAUACUCUCAAGGUGCUGUCUCAGGGAUAGAGAUAAUAGUUUGCUAGAAACACUGAAGCUUCAAUGUGAAAUGCUUUUCUAGCAAUGCUGUUUGUGCAAAGGGGUACUGACAGUCCUUUUCUCCCCAGAAGGAUCACACUUCAUUGCCUUGGUAUAUAUAAUCUGUUGAGGUUUUUUAACUCUUAUUUUAGUGGAUUGGCCCUACUCUAGAAAAUUCAGAACUCGUGCCAUUGAGCCAAGCCUUGAAUGUAUAUGACUGGUGUAUGGGCACUGGCUGGUACUUAUGUUAGAGAACACUGCUUAGAAGCACAUUUCUGGUUACAUGGGAGAAUAUUUGUCAUUCUCUCUCCAUCUCUCUGUAUCUCUCUUUGGAUUGAUAGAGAGAAAAGGGGAAAGCUCAUUCUCUAUGCUUGAGUCAUGUAUGAUAUCCUGGAAGUUUACAAACUGUAAACCUGCAGGAAAGUUUAUGUUUUUUAUGUGGGCACUUUGGUUUCACUGUCACUGUGAAGGAUAAACAUAAGCAGUUAAAAACAGCAGGCUGUCUUUGAAUGUCUUUUGGGGUUUGGGGGUUUUUUGGAGUUUUUGUUUGUUUUGGGGUUUUUGU